AUGAAUCUCCAUCGAUUCAUACCUGUAGAAGUCGCACGUGACCUUCGCUCUAGGUUAGAUCAAAUCAAAAUUGAUCGAGUUUUUCACUGCGACGGCUUAUUGUUAUGCGUCACCUAUGAGGAUAAUCCUAGGCUCGUGGUUUGGAACCCGUUUACUAUUCAAACCAGGUGGAUCAAUGAUCACAAGAAAUACACGUCAUUCGCUCUCGGAUCAUCCAACAAUAAUAGCUACAAAAUAUUGGGCUACAGUGGUGGUAAUUACCCCGGAUUUGGAAUAUAUGACAUGAAAUCUUGUUAUUGGAGGAUUCUUGAUGUCACUUUGGACUUCCAGUUAGUGUCUAUUCAUUGA
Messenger RNA from Microthlaspi erraticum, 348 nucleotides. NCBI's taxonomy places the organism in Eukaryota, Viridiplantae, Streptophyta, Magnoliopsida, Brassicales, Brassicaceae. The record is from the annotation of a GenBank genome assembly.